This is a messenger RNA of Neltuma alba, 1594 nucleotides long. RefSeq names its product serine/threonine-protein kinase WAG1-like. The transcript has a single exon. Bases 1 to 1446 code for a protein of 481 amino acids. Gene Ontology annotation, biological process: protein phosphorylation. Lineage: Eukaryota; Viridiplantae; Streptophyta; Magnoliopsida; Fabales; Fabaceae. The record is from RefSeq and is a predicted model, not a curated record. Gene Ontology annotation, molecular function: ATP binding; protein kinase activity.
AUGGAAGAGUAUACCUUUUACCCUCCCGAUACAGAUCUCGAUCUCAGCUUUACCAGCACCACCUCCGCCGGCACUGACCGGACCUUUGCUUCAUCCAGUGCUCGCACGAGCUUGGCUCGCAGCAGCUUGACUCUCAGCUUCAAUGAACGUCUGUCCACUGCUUCCGCUACCGCCGGGACUUCCUCUUCUACACUAUUCCUCCGACCGCAUCGGGCCUCCGAUCCUCAUUGGUCUGCGAUCAAAGCUGCCACCACUCUCUCGUCAGACGGUGCCCUUCACCUCCACCACCUCAAGCUCCUCCGCCAUCUCGGCACCGGGAAUCUCGGGCGAGUAUUCCUCUGCCGUCUUCGUGACUAUGAUCACGCAAACUUCGCUCUCAAGGUUGUCGAUAAGGACUUACUAAGCAGCAGGAAGCUCUCUCAUGUACAAAUGGAGGGUGAGAUCCUGUCCAUGCUGGACCAUCCUUUUCUUCCUACGCUCUACGCUAAAUUGGAGGUCUCUCAUUACACGUGUCUGUUGAUAGAUUACUGCCCCGGGGGCGACCUCCACUCUCUCCUACGAAAACAGCCGGGAAACCGGCUACCGCUCCAGGCUGUUCGGUUCUUCGCGGCGGAGGUCCUGGUAGCGUUGGAAUAUUUGCAUGCGCUUGGCAUCGUGUAUAGGGAUCUGAAACCAGAGAACGUUCUAUUGCGGGAAGACGGCCACGUCAUGCUGUCCGACUUCGAUUUGUGCUUCAAGGCCGACGUGGCCCCCACAUUCCGGUGUCGGGCAGAGCCAACGAGGAGGAAGAAGCGCGCGUGCAACUGUUUCAGUGGCGCCAGAGCUAGAUCGCCGGCGCAGCUGGUGGAAGCGGAGUUCGUGGCGGAGCCAAACGGGGCUUACUCGAGGUCAUGCGUUGGGACGCACGAGUACUUAGCGCCGGAGUUGGUCUCCGGCAACGGCCAUGGCAACGGUGUGGACUGGUGGGCGUUUGGGGUGUUCAUUUACGAGCUGUUGUACGGGACGACGCCGUUUAAAGGAUGGAGCAAAGAGAGCACCCUGCGUAAUAUAGCAUCAAGUCGAAACGUGAGCUUCCACGUGGCGGAAGUAGAGGAAGAGGGCAUGGCGGAAGCGAGGGAUCUGAUAGAGAAACUGCUAGUGAAGGAACCAAGGAGAAGGCUAGGAUGCGGCAGAGGAGCGACGGAUAUAAAACGACACGCGUUUUUUGGCGGGAUCAAAUGGCCGUUGAUCCGAACCUACCGGCCACCCGAGGUUCGGGGGCUAACGAUCAAGAAGGGGAGGUCGCAUGUGAACAGUCACGUGAGCCAUAGGAGAAUACGGUGGUGGUGGAAGGGGCUUGAUUAUAUUCUAAAGAGAAAUAAUAAGGGAUAUAACUUAAUCUCAAACUAUAGUAAUGGUAAUUACUAUCGUUACGUUAAUGGUAAUAAGGCUAGGAAAUGUGUUUGAGAUUCGCUUACUGGUAAAAAAAAAAAAAAAAAAGAUAGUUGAUGAGCAUCUUAUUAGUGAAUAUAUAUAAACAUAGGAGAGAUCGAUUGGCCGUAAAUAUAUAUAUAUAUAUAUAUAUAUUUUAAUUUGCUCAAUUUUGGGUGUGAUU